Aspergillus aculeatus ATCC 16872 is the source of this 804-nucleotide messenger RNA. Its product is annotated as PQ-loop repeat-containing protein. Lineage: Eukaryota; Fungi; Ascomycota; Eurotiomycetes; Eurotiales; Aspergillaceae. Gene Ontology annotation, cellular component: endosome; trans-Golgi network. Gene Ontology annotation, biological process: phospholipid translocation; retrograde transport, endosome to Golgi. The record is from RefSeq and is a predicted model, not a curated record. The coding region runs from base 1 to 804 and encodes 267 amino acids. The transcript has 4 exons.
AUGAAUCUCUUAUCGCAAGCCCUUGAAUAUGGAGCUCCUCUAUUUAUCAUGACCUCGCCGGUCACCUCGUAUGCGGACCAGAUCCUCAGCAUCCACCGCAGCCGAAGCUCGGCUGGCUUCUCCAUGGACAUCCCAUUGAUCAUGCUUAUUGCGUCGAUUCUGAAGGUCUUCUACUGGUUCGGCGCCAAGUACUCUCUUUCGCUCCUCAUCCAGGCCGUCCUCACGAUCGGAGUGCAGAUUAUUCUGCUCAAGGUAGCCCUCGACAACCGGCCGGCCCCUGGGUUGAAGAAUGGCGUGGAGCACGUCCCCUUUAGCAGCGUCGACAGCGGGCAGGGGUUCACGAGACCGUAUGAUUUCUGGCAGUGGCGGAGCGCGAAGCCUUACUGGAUGUUCCUCGCCUAUUUCACCGUUGGCCUCGCCGUCGUCCAAGUCUUCCUUCCGCCGCUCGCCUACUCGCAGUCCUAUAUCGGUCUGCUGGGAUACGUCGGCCUCGCAGUGGAGGCGACGCUGCCGUUGCCCCAAGUCAUCAAAAACCAUCAAUCGCGGUCCUGCGUGGGGUUCCGGCUGUCGGUGGUUGCGGCGUGGAUUCUGGGUGACAUCACGAAGCUGAGCUACUUCUUCUGCAGCGCGGAGGUGAUCCCCUGGUCGUUCCGGCUGUGCGCGAUGUUCCAGUGCAUCUGUGAUUUGUAUCUAGGACUGCAGUUCUGGAUGUAUAGUGGACCCUCGUUUGGGGCUGCGGGCAGUCCUUCUCGGGGUGCGAGUGAGGGGUGGGAGGUUGAGGAGAAGGAUAUUCGGAUGACUUGA